GAUAUGGUUGCUCACUCUCUGAUUGAGGGUAUUUGCGUCAGUCUGCAUGGGAGAUAUACUCCUUCUCUAUAUAUUUCUAUGGAUUUCCAAAAAAAUUUACAUCAGCAAAGCAGCCCUUUCUCCUGGUGUUUGAUUUAGCAUGAGUGAACCAGAAACCAAUGGCGCAGAUGAGCCUGGCAGAAAACAACCUUCAACACUGAAGCUUUUCGGUUUUCCUGUAGUUGCCUAUGACAAAGUGCCUGGAUUUGUUCCAGGAAAUGCAGAGUACAAGAGAUUUGAGUGCCAGUUUUGUCACAGAGGUUUUGCCAAUUCUCAAGCUUUGGGUGGCCAUCAGAAUGCGCACAAAAGAGAACGACGAGCAAAACAAUCCUCGUUUUUCGGCGAUCAUCAUCAUCAACAACAACAACGGUUUGUGACUUCUGGCCCUGUUAUCACGGCGCAUUCAGCUCGAUCAAGGCGGUUGAUUUAUGCAAGAGGGUCCACGAGCAUGACCGCAACUGAUCAUGCAGCUCGGUUUCGGGGUCUCUCGGCUACAUCUCUGCCAAUGCUACCUCAAAGGGGUCCUUGUCCCUUUCAUGUUGGCGGGUCGCAACAGGAUCAGGGACCUUUUCAAGUACAAGCUGAAGUUGGCGUGAGCUCAACAUCGGGUUCAUCAGCAGCUACGGAAGUAAAUGAAGGAGAUAACAUAGAUCUCCAUUUGAGGCUAGCACCGUCAUCCACUACCUCGAGAUGAGCCACUGGUCCCUAGGAGAACACAUCCUGAUUUUGAACUUCAGUCCUGGUUCGAGUCUGUUACAAGCUAAAAAAGGAAAAAAAAAUGUGGGUGCACAUGAUUGUGGUUUGUCCAAUUUUUGACUUCUUCUCCAGGGGGUAGAAUUGAUCUUGGCUGUUACUUUUCUUCCUCCCAGUUCCAAUUGGCUAAUUAACUGGCAAGUGCCCUGUUGCUCGUUGAGCCAGGAUUUGAACUUCUUGUUUUUUUCUUCCCUCGAAUCCUGAGGGGGCUCAAGUAGCAGAAAUACAGUCGAAGAGUUCACUAUGCAGUUGUAGUGUAACCCAGAA
Molecule: messenger RNA, 1059 nt
Organism: Theobroma umbraticum
Lineage: Eukaryota; Viridiplantae; Streptophyta; Magnoliopsida; Malvales; Malvaceae
Biological process (GO): gibberellic acid mediated signaling pathway; trichome morphogenesis; trichome differentiation
Cellular component (GO): nucleus
Molecular function (GO): DNA-binding transcription factor activity; transcription cis-regulatory region binding
Source: RefSeq, a predicted model, not a curated record